AUGAAGGUUAUUCAAGCUACCAUUGCCACUUUUGCCCUGCUUUGUGGCCCAGUUGAAGCUGAUCGCACUCUGCUUCGAAGAUCCAUCAAGACCGCCGACGCAUCUGAACCACAAGAAGAUGCAUUCACUUGGUCCAACUUUGUCAACCGUGAGCUUAUGUUCUUCACACACCGAUACUCCGAUGAAUCCAUGGACAACCACGUUGGCGCCAGCAAAGGAUCCAAGGGCAGUGGCGGCGGCAGCUAUGUUGACGACGAUUGGAUGAUUGGAGCUAGCAAGGGCUCCAAGGGAUCCAAAGGAAAAGGCGGAGGUUAUGAUGACGACUACAUUCCCGCUAGUGGAUCCAAAGGUUCCAAGGGCAAAGGUGGCGAUGGAGGCUACUCCGAUGAUAUGGGCGGCUCCAAGGGCUCCAAAGGAAAGGGUGGCGACGGAGGCUACUCUGACGAUGCUGGUGGAUCCAAAGGAUCCAAGGGCAAAGGUGGCGAUGGAGGCUACUCUGAUGACAUGGGUGGUUCCAAAGGCAGCAAAGGAAAAGGUGGAGGCUACUCUGAUGACUAUGAUUAUGCCCCAGCUAGUGGAUCCAAGGGUUCCAAGGGCAAGGGUGGUGAUGGAGGCUAUUCCGAUGACAUGGGCUCCGCUGGAUCCAAAGGCAGCAAAGGCAAAGGUGGAGAUGGAGCCUACUCUGAUGACAUGGGUGCCUCAAAGGGCUCCAAAGGAAAGGGCGGUGAUGGAGGCUACUCUGAUGAUUACGAUUAUGCUCCUGCUAGUGCCUCCAAGGGAAGCAAGGGCAAAGGUGGCGGCGCAUACUCUGAUGACAUGGGCUCCGCUGGAUCUAAAGGAAGCAAAGGAAAGGGUGCAGGUGCUUACUCUGAUGACAUGGGUGGCUCUAAGGGCAGCAAGGGCAAGGGCGGAGGCUACUCUGAUGACAGCUCUGAUGACUAUGCUCCUGCUAGUGGCUCCAAGGGAAGCAAGGGCAAGGGCGGUGGUGCUUACUCUGAUGACAUGGGCUCUGGAUCCAAAGGAAGCAAGGGCAAGGGAGGAGAUGGUGCCUACAGUGAUGACAUGGGCUCUGCAGGAAGCAAGGGCAAGGGUGGAGGUGCCUACAGUGAUGACAUGGGCUCUGCUAGUGGCUCCAAAGGAAGCAAGGGCAAGGGUGGAGGUGCCUACAGUGAUGACAUGGGAUCUGCUAGUGGCUCCAAAGGAAGCAAGGGCAAGGGAGGAGAUGGAGGUUACUCAGAUGACAUGGGCUCUGCAUCCGGAUCCAAAGGAAGCAAGGGCAAGGGUGGAGGUGCCUAUAGUGAUGACAUGGGCUCUGCUAGUGGCUCCAAAGGAAGCAAGGGCAAGGGAGGAGAUGGAGCCUACAGUGAUGACAUGGGCUCUGCAUCAGGAUCCAAAGGAAGCAAAGGAAAGGGUGGAGGUGCCUACAGUGAUGACAUGGGCUCUGCUAGUGGCUCCAAAGGAAGCAAGGGCAAGGGAGGAGAUGGAGCCUACAGUGAUGACAUGGGCUCUGCAUCAGGAUCCAAAGGAAGCAAAGGAAAGGGUGGAGGUGCCUACAGUGAUGACAUGGGCUCUGGAUCCAAAGGAAGCAAGGGCUCCAAGGGCGGCAGCUAUUCUUAUGAUGAUCACUACUAUUCUGAUGAUGACUACAGGAGAGCAUAA
Molecule: messenger RNA, 1659 nt
Organism: Seminavis robusta
Lineage: Eukaryota; Bacillariophyta; Bacillariophyceae; Naviculales; Naviculaceae
Source: the annotation of a GenBank genome assembly